Molecule: messenger RNA, 4458 nt
Organism: Amoebophrya sp. A120
Lineage: Eukaryota; Dinophyceae; Syndiniales; Amoebophryaceae
Source: the annotation of a GenBank genome assembly
CGGAUCAAGAUGCUCUGGGUCCCAUUGCGUUGCUGCUGCACGCGCUGUUUAGUCUCCUGUGUGUUUUGAUUAUUAUUUGUGAUGAACACAAUGAAUACUCAGAUGAAAAAUGAUCAUCUGGCUCAUCAUACACGACAAAAUAUUUUCAAAAUUCCUUCUCGUUCUUGACAUCACAUAAUUAUUGAAAGACCUCCGACUCGACAUCACAUGCAGACCACCUGACUUAUUGGUGCGGAAUUUCAAAUGUGAGGAAAGGAUUAUCGACCUUGGAGGGGUAUUCUCGUGACCCUGAUCGUCACCACCACCGGGGCGAUAACCUCGCGUUGCCGUCGCGUUUUCGCAGCACCAACUUCGGAAGGGAAGCCAGCAGCGCCGGCGUGCUACGAAGGCACAGCCGGAGUUGGUCCAAGUUUUACGCAGAAAGCACGCGCGAUUACUUGCGGCUGCACCUGCAGCCGACGACGGAGUUUCUUUUUCACCGCUCGCAGUUACUACCAGAAUCGUGUGGACUUCAAGGCGGAGGACCUCUCGCACCAGAAGCUUAUCGAAGCUCGUGUGCUCGUGCAGGCAGAUUAACGGUAAGUAUCUAUACGUAUAGCUGGUUGGUUCCUGACGUUCACACUAGUAUUUUUACAAGUCACAGUCAGCCCUUGAUCGUUGGAUUUGGAUGUCUUGCAUAGCAGAGAUGGUUUUUUCGUGCUCAGCAUACUGUACAUCUGCAUAGCUGUUUGGAUCAACACAAAAUUUUAGGGUCGGCUCUGCGUGCCGGAUUCUUCAGGGUAGCAAUCGUCGCUUCAAGGAAGAAGAAAGUCGCUCUCGUGUGCGAAGGAACUUCAAAUUGGCAACGCUACUCCGGCAACAUCAACAUCUCCAAACCACUGGAAAGUCGCAUUCCGUCGGUUGAAUUCUUCUGUCGCAGUUCCGUUUACGACUGCCUCUUCGCAGCCUCGUCGCAAACGCAGGGAAGAUGCCCCGACGCGCAAUGGAUAGAAAGGAGAGCCCGGUAGUACCGCCACGACGCCGCGAGGAAAGUAGAGAGCGGCGUAGCACUUCUAGCUCACGUAGCUAUUCUUGUUCGUUGGGUUCGCAAGACGCGGACAUGCGGGAUGUGAUCGACGAGCAUGAAGAGCAGGCACAACCAGCCGGUCCACGUGAUGAGCAGGGGAGAACAGCAAAUGGAGGAUCGCAGUGGGACUCGUUUCAAAAUGAUUUUCAUCGCAUGCAAAGGCGACAGGAGAAGAACCAGAAGCAGCAAGUUAUGGACGAUCUGAGCACGUUGAUCGACGUAUCAAAAGGAAAAAUCCCCCGUCCCCAUAUCAAAAACGAAAUUUGUGUUUCUGUAUUUGAGUACACAAAUCGUUGUGUAUUGCUAGAAGGCCAAGUGGCGCAGUUGCUCCCUCGUUUGGAGCCAAUUUGUUAUGCUAUUUCCCCUUUCCAGUUGCUUCCUGUCAUGCUGAAGACGCAAGGCGUUCCUGCGCCAGCCAGCACUACAAUCCGCACCUGUUCCCUUCUAGCGUCACAAAGCUGAUUUGUGACCGCAACUCUGCAUCACAGAUUUCCGUUUUGAUAUGGGGAGGGGGCAUUUUUCAUUGUAAUACGACGCCAUUUGCGACGCGCUGUCGCCUCAACAGGGCAAGAGUACGCCCUUCUUCCGACCCGCGGUUGUGCAGGCGUGGUGCCUCAAAGAUCUGCGCGAGUCCGGGCCGACGAGAACGAAGUGUUGUUCCAGCAAUGCGAAGAGAUCCGCGGGCUCGCUAGAGGCGGAGAAACUUUUGCUCGCGGUAUCAGGGGCUCUGGAGAAGUUUCGGGACCACGAGACAGUGACCGAUGAUGUCGCGGAAGCCGCCGUAGCCGCAAUCUUCCGCGAAAUCUGGCCGUGGGAAGACGAGGAGCAAGUCGAGAGCAAGAAGAAGAAGCAGAAGCUUUCUUCUGCAAAGCGCUCCAGAAAGCUUCGGGACAAGCUGUACCAACAAUGCAGGUUCGAGUACGACAACCAGCGGAUUCAUCACUUACGAGCCGGGCGUCGUGGGUGGGCUACAGGUAACAAGGCCAGUAGCGGAAACAAGUGGAAGGCGAGCAAAUCGGGCCAACAUCUUCGCGGAGCCAAAUACGAAGUUCGCAAGGAUAACGACAAAAGGAAGGACCGACCGGACGCGAAAAACAAGCAACAGGGACAGCAGCUUCCGGCGCGACUGCGUCCCCCACAGGAGACAAACGGGUUUGAGAAAUAUGUAAGUAGCCAUAAACACGCUCUUUUCGGAAUCGCAUUCGGACUGUGUGAGAACUAUAUAUGCAAACUGCAAAUCUUCCGAUUUUCGCACUUUGGCUUUCUUCACUCUAGAGCAGGAAAAUAAACCUGAAACUGCUUCUCAAGAAAAUUUUUUCAUCUGCGUUUUCUGCCGAAGAAAUUACUGACACCAAACCUACCACAGCAAAAUCAACAGAGUAAGGACAUGGCCUUCUAUCUACGGUGGAAGGUGCAAGAAGAAUUGGAAAGGGCGCCGCCUUUCGAGGACGAUGGUCUCGACUGCAGUGCGUGGGUCCUGAUAGACCUGGUAUACGACCUCUUCAACGAGGUCGGCGAAGAACGAAAUCCUUCGAGGAUCCAGCACCUCUGUGACAACAGCGUGGACAUAACACGUAUAGUUUUAUGACUAUGAGUCAUGUGAAGUUUUUUUUCUCAUCUCUCUUACCGCACAAUGGGUGUUGAUGCAGUCCUCAAGGUACAACUUCAUGGGUAAGUCGACCUGCAAAUGCAUUCAGGAACGUGUAGAAUAUACAAAAGAUAUGUGACUUCACAAAGAUAUGAAGAUUUGAACAAUUGUAGUCCAAACUACUCAAAGAAGUGAUGCAUUAUUCAUUUUCAGAUGGCGCGGGGCAGCGGUUUGAAAUGUGUGAAAGGGAUGGCUUGAAUUUCGUACGCGUCGUCGACUAUGAAAAAGACGAGUCAACCGUCGCCCCGGAAAUUGAUGUGAUAUUGCUUUGUAGUGUCAAUCAUAUGCAACCCAAGCAUCGAUGAUAAAAGUAUCAAUAUCUGUGAGAGUGAAGGCAGCGGUGGUCGUGUGAGGCCCGCUUGUAGCACCAAGUAAUCAAUGAACUAGAUGAAAGUUGCUGGAAUUACAAUUGGUGAACCUGCGCCGGGGCGGCUUUUUCUCACAACACCGUCACGGCAGAAGAAACGAAGCAGAAGCUGUGGAAGCAAAAGCAUUUUCGAGAGCUCGAACGCAGGAAAUGGGAAAAAAACAACCCGGAUGACCAAGAGUGGAUGCGGACUCACGUGUUGCCGGGAGAGCCGGACAUGGUGAAGUGGCGGCAGUUCAAGGAGCACUACGAGCUGAAAAGGUGGAAGAGUCUCGCCGAAGAAGGUACGUGCACCAGCGCACUGCACCCUGGGGCACUGUCGCGAGACGAGCGCGAGCGACUGGCAGACCGGGCGGCCAGAGGUGAGAAGCUGAGUAAGCCAGAAAGAGACCGUCUACUUGCGCCUGGUGUCGUGCAGCCGCGGCCGUUUGCGCAUCCGUUAUUUGACAGCAACAAAUCCGAGCAGGAGGAUGUUUUACAUGACCGGGAAAAUAACGAGAAGAUGGCGCAUGAACAAUCCGAGCGACGCCAGCGAGGAAAGCAGACCGGAGAAGUGGGUUCUUCCAUGUCAGCGCACGCACGACCGACCGCGCAACCAUCCUCGUCUUCUCGUUCACCGCCAGCUCACGCGCACGAAGCGUUGUCAUCCUCAAGUUCUUUCUGCACGAAGGAUAGCACUUUCCGGCGUAGCGACAACCGGAGCUCAGAAGGCAGCACGUUCUCGCCUGCUGCUUCCUCCGCCGGUAACACGAGUCGAGGGAGCGGGAACUCCAAUUAUAGCAGUAGAAGCAUUGUGCCGCGUGUACUACCAGAAAAUUACGACCCGAGAUAUGAUGUCAACGCUCUGGAUUGAAGCUGAUUGUUCUGGGUCUACUGUCGAAGUUCAACUUCUCGUUCUCGACUGGUGUUUCAGUUUCCACUUCCUCCUGAUGAAGACAGCACAAGCGACUUUUCCUUGCCGCAUAAGAAAAGAAGUUAUUGAAAGACCGAAAACAUGAAGUUGAUGUUGAAGAUCAUGAACCACGUCGGUAUGGACGCGUGACCUACGUCUUCGUGACAACAGCUAAAGCGGUUGCCGUAGCAGCGGGAAACGCGAAACAGACUAGGUGUACGUAAAAAGGGCCGGACGAAACAAGUAAAAUGCUACUGUUGCACUACAACGCUGCGCAGAAGCUCGUGUGUGAAGAGAAUGAGCAUCGAUUUAUGCACUACCAGCUGUUGUUGAAAAUGACAGUGUAUUCUUUCACUGUGGCAAGCAACCCUUCAAGAAAACCCAUUCAAAACUAAAUUAUCGUUACGCAAACCGCUCGUAUAGAAGGAUGUGUCUAGUAACAAGAAGUAAGUACCCAUUCGAAGAAGAAAGAAAAGUCGACGAAC